Puccinia graminis f. sp. tritici CRL 75-36-700-3 is the source of this 2791-nucleotide messenger RNA. Its product is annotated as aconitate hydratase 1. NCBI's taxonomy places the organism in Eukaryota, Fungi, Basidiomycota, Pucciniomycetes, Pucciniales, Pucciniaceae. The coding region runs from base 55 to 2430 and encodes 791 amino acids. Gene Ontology annotation, cellular component: mitochondrion; cytosol. Gene Ontology annotation, biological process: tricarboxylic acid cycle. The record is from RefSeq and is a predicted model, not a curated record. Gene Ontology annotation, molecular function: aconitate hydratase activity; 4 iron, 4 sulfur cluster binding. The transcript is spliced from 9 exons.
CAGCUCAACCGACUCAAGAAAACCACAUAUUAUUGACAAAAUACCAUCGAGACCAUGGCCAGCCUCAACCGACUCAGGAGAAGCAAGCAACUCAUCAGAUCAUACGCAAACAUCUCAAACAAACACUACCCAUCCAUCACACCACCCUACCAUCGAUUGAUCCAGAGACUCCGCGAUGGCCGAGAACAACUGAUUCCAUCAGCACAACGGGAAAGACUGACCUUGGCAGAAAAGAUCUUCAUCAGUCACUUGGACGAUAGCCAUUUCGAUGGACAGACCAGUCAUCUAACAAGGGGGAGCUCAUUUGUCAAGCUCAAGCCAGACAGAGUAGCCAUGCAAGAUGCUUCUGCGCAGAUGGCCUUGCUACAGUUCGCAACCUGCGAGAUGCGCUCGACGGCAGUGCCGACAUCGAUCCAUUGUGACCAUCUCAUCGCAGCCUCCGAAGGGGCUUCCAAUGACCUCCAACGUGGGAUCGACAGCUCCAGGGAAGUGUUCGAUUUCUUGAGGAGUGCUAGCGAGAAGUAUGGGAUCGAGUUCUGGAAACCUGGAAGUGGAAUCAUCCAUCAAAUCGUCCUCGAGAAUUAUGCCGCACCAGGACUGUUCAUGCUUGGGACUGACUCUCACACACCUAAUGCUGGUGGAUUAGGGGCUAUUGCUAUCGGCGUCGGUGGGGCUGAUGCCGUCGAUGCGAUGACUGAUACGGCUUGGGAGACCAGGUUUCCAAAAGUCAUCGGCGUCGAAUUGAAGGGCAAGAUGAACGCUUGGACCAGUCCCAAGGAUUUGAUCUUGCAUAUCCUCGGUAAACUUACCGUCCGUGGUGGCACUGGCUUUGUUAUUGAAUAUCAUGGGGAUGGGGUCCAUCAUCAAUCGGCAACAGGCUUGGCUACGAUUUGUAAUAUGGGCGCUGAGAUGGGCGCAACGACUUCCCUGUUCCCAUACACAAAACAAAUGAAAUCUUACCUUCAAGCUACCAAUCGAUCGCCCGUCGCAGAAGCCGCAGAUGAAGCCCACGCACAAGGGUUCCUAUCAGCAGACCCCAAUUGUGAAUACGACCAACACCUGUCCAUCAAUCUUGACGAGCUGGAGCCUCACAUCAAUGGCCCUCACACACCCGACCUGGCUACUCCCUUGAGCAAAUUCAAGGCCUUCAUCGAAAAGAAUAACUGGGAUGAUCGGGCUAGUGCUUGCUUGAUUGGUAGUUGCACCAACAGCAGUUAUGAGGACAUGUCUCGAGUUUCGAGUAUUGCUAAACAAGCCCUCGACAAGGGCCUCAAAACUCAGACCAAAUUCAUGAUCACGCCUGGCUCGGAGCAGAUUAAUUCGACCAUUGCUCGGGACGGGAUCAAGCAGACUCUGGAGUCCGUCGGUGGGGUCGUCCUGGCCAAUGCGUGUGGACCUUGUAUUGGGCAAUGGGAGCGAAAAGAAGAAAAAGAUCAGGAGAAUGCUAUUCUUACGUCUUUCAAUCGUAACUUCAAAGCAAGGAAUGACGGGAAUAGGAAGACCAUGAACUUCUUGGCUUCACCUGAACUGGUCACUGCUAUGGCAUUCUCUGGAAAACUCUCCUUCAACCCAAUCACGGAUACGCUGACGGAUUCGAAUGGGAAGCCGUUCAAGUUUGAGCCCCCACAUGGGGAUCGUCUACCGGCCCAAGGAUUCGACCAAGGCAACUUGACAUACAUACCCGAGCCUGUCCCCAGUCCUAAGCCGGAGACGCAAAUCAGCAUUGACCCCAAGUCAUCCAGGCUCGAGAUCCUCAAACCUUUCGAGCCACAUUGGACGGACCUGCAGCAACCGCUUGAGUUCAACGAUCUGAAAUGCUUGAUCAGGAUUCAAGGAAAAUGCACGACUGAUGAAAUCUCGGCCGCUGGCAAAUGGCUCCAAUUCAAAGGCCAUCUCUCCAACAUCAGCGAGAACACUCUCAUCGGCGCUAAGAAUGACGAAAACGGGAAAAUCAAUUCCGCCCUGGAUGCGACUGAUAAUGGGCAAGUCGUCGAAGACACAAUCCCUAAUGUAGCCAAACGAUGGAAGUCUAGUGGCCAGCCCUGGAUGGUUGUUGCAGACUAUAACUAUGGAGAAGGCUCAGCAAGAGAACAUGCGAGCAUGCAGCCCCGAUUCCUGGGCGGCAAGCUGAUCCUUGCCAAGUCGUUUGCGAGGAUCCAUCUGGUGAACCUGAUCAAACAAGGCAUCCUGGGCUUAACAUUCAAGAAGCCCGAGGAGGAUUACCGGAAGAUCUCGGCGGGAGAUCGGCUCUCGACGCGAGGCCUCGAUCGGGUCUUGGGAGGAGACCUCGCCCAUCAGGUCGAGCUCGUCGUCAAUAAACCCGACGGAUCCUCGCUCGUCGUUCCCACCCUUCAUGGCCUUAGCUCCCAGACUAUUAGGUUCAUUAAGGCCGGGAGCGCACUUAAUCUCAUCCGUCAACUCAAAAAUUGAUCACAUUUAGUCCUUUUCUUUGUUUCGAGAGAGCGAGGAAGGGAAGGGUGUGGGGUCUGUCUGGUCUGCUUCGAUCGCUUGCCUCCUUCUGCUGCUCUCGAUUUACCUCCAAGAUAGAAAUACAAAGAUAUAUACCCGAUCUUUUUUUAGCUCGUUAUUCUCGAUUGAUUCAAUGAUGAUGAGGACCGUUCCUCUUCUUUUAUUCUCCCCUCCCCUCCUCCACCUCUUCCCUUCUUUCUCCCGAUCUCUCUCUCUCUUUGUUUUUUUGUCGUUCCUCAUUUCUUGCUCUUAUGAUACAACAUUUAUGAAUAUAUCCUCUUCUUGUUUACUUUCUCUUUUUUUCUGGUGAGGAAAAAACAAC